Messenger RNA from Dibothriocephalus latus, 591 nucleotides. NCBI's taxonomy places the organism in Eukaryota, Metazoa, Platyhelminthes, Cestoda, Diphyllobothriidea, Diphyllobothriidae. The record is from the annotation of a GenBank genome assembly.
AUGGACGGCGGCCAGCAUGUUAUCUGCCAAACCGGCGUCAGUCUGCGCUCCCGCAUUCCCGACGUCAUGGGUCGCAGGGAGGCCAUGGCUAUGACACCCAUCCUCUCUAGUCACCUGAUCCACGAGUCAAGGCGGGCUGCCUCGCGUCUCUUCACGCAACCGGCCUCCGCGGAGGGCAGUCUGCCACAGCUCCUCUGCGCCCUCCUAAUUACUCGUGCCCAGCUGGCUGUCAGUCUAGCCAAGCGCAACAAGUCUGCUGCUACUGAGGCGCCGGAUGGCAAUGGCAAAAGCCAACUCCUGGUGAAGCUACGCAAGGUGGGUUCAAGUUACUCAGGCAUUCUCUGCGUAACCCGCUCUAACGACAUCAACGGACACCAUUGGCCAGUGCAACGUUUAUCCGGCCACCCGCUCCUUCCCCUGCUGAUUACCAGUUCUGCGUUUCGUGCCGCCGAGGGCUCAUCAGCUGAACUUUUGCUCUGGCUCUCAGACAGUGCCAGUCCCCUAUCAUCAGACUGCAGACAAUCCGCCACCGACACUUGUCUCUCCGGCAGCCCUCUCGAUUUCCGUCCCGCCAACUCUCAGGGCCUGCGA